AUGCGUUUCACAGAUUCACCGGUGAUCGAUCUCACAGUCAACAACUCAAAGCUUUCCUUUCACCAAGACAAUGGCUCAAUGCACGUCGGAACCACCGUCUGGCCUUGUUCACUCGUCCUCGUCAAAUUCGCCGAGCGGUGGCUCUCUUCCACUUCCACCACCGACAACCCCUACGCAACCCUUCUUCACUUCCCAAACAAACGCGCCGUUGAACUCGGCACCGGUUGUGGUGUAGCCGCCAUGGGUCUGUACCUUCUCGGCCUCAAAGACGUCGUCCUUACCGACAUCGCACCCGUCAUGCCGGCACUGAAACACAAUUUGAAACGCAACAAGCCUGUGUUAGAGGAAUCGGUAGCGCCGCUACUGGCGGCGAUGGAGUCGAUGGUUAGUGAUACAGGGGUUGUGCUUUUAGGGUAUCAAGUGAGGUCGCCUGAAGCUCAUUUGUUGUUCUGGGAGCAAUCUGUAAAAUCCACACUAUUAGGUGAAGCUUGUUUAUGUUCAAGAUUACAAUGCUGUUUGCCUGUGUAACAUAGAAAUCACGUAUGUGUUCGUUAUGGCUUUACUUCUCAGGUUCUUGUUGUUCUUGUUUCUUCACCUCUUUCAAUGCUUGGAUUUCAUUUUUAUUUAGGG
This is a messenger RNA of Lactuca saligna, 630 nucleotides long. Lineage: Eukaryota; Viridiplantae; Streptophyta; Magnoliopsida; Asterales; Asteraceae. The record is from the annotation of a GenBank genome assembly.